GUUCCGUUCCGUAGAGUAGUAUCGCACCGCGCCGUUCGCCACCCGCUAUCCACAGCAGUUUCAGCCAGCCGCCCGCCCGACUACUUGCCAGUGUCCCACCGCACGUCGAACCGUUUGCACUCAGAAGCGAUCAGGGAGCCCUUCCGUCCCUCCAGCCGGCCUUCUUGCCUGCCUGCCAGCUUGACUGCCGAUCUCUCCCACCUCCUCUAACUCCCUUUACUUCUACCUUCAUCUCCACCUUCAACGCUGCUACCACCUUUACCUCAUCCCUUACUGUUCACACCAUCAUACCACGCGUCUUCCACCUCCUCCUUCUUCACUUUGUGAGCUCAGUAGUAACUUGGGCUAUCCUUAUCUCUCUUUCUCAAUCGUUUCUUUUCUUUGCCGUCAGUCACACACUCUUGGUACUUGAAAGAGUGCUGGUUAUAUCCCUUUUUCUCUUUCUCACUUCCACCUCCUUUUAUCCAAACUCUUUCUUCACCUUCUCAGUCUUUCUCAGUUGUUCUUCCUCUUUGCUCAUUCGUUCGUUCGUUCGUUCGUUCUUUCGUUGGUUCGUUCGCUUGCGGGCGCAUUUAACCUCCCGUACGUUCCACCUCCUCCCUUCUUUCCUCACGCCGCCAGACGUCUCGAUCUCCCUCUCCCGAUCCCUCUCUCUUUCUCUCUCUCACGCGCGCGCAUGCCGAGCAAGCGUCCUCAACCGUCCUUCCUACUACUAGACGGAGAGAGGGAGACCCAUUUCCCUCCCACUUGCGGCCACUGUCUCUCUUUACCUCUCUAUAUUUUUCUCUCUUUCUAUCACACUUGAACACACUGCCGGUGUAUACUCUCCCGCUGUCACCUGAUCGCGGGACGCUUUUCGCGGGUGAGAUACCGCUCGGCCACCGAGUCACCGAGUCUGCCGUUGUUCGUUCUUCUCCUCCUUUUCCUCCUUCUUCUUCUUCUUCUUCAUCUUUAUCUUCUUCCCCCUCCUCUCACUCUCUUAGUCCUCUUACUUCCUCCUCCUUAUGCGAUCUUACCGUGCACAAGAGUCGACUUUGCCGCGUGCGCCUGAAUCCUAAGCGUGUGAGAGAUGGUAGCUUCCGACAGAAAGGAAGAAAAAGAAGAAAAGAAAAAAAAGGAAUAAAGGAGAAAGAAAAAAAAAAAGAAAGAGAGGAGGAGGUCUCAAGCGACGUCGGCUGAGACGCACAAGAGUGGUUGUCCCUCGUUCCUUCUCAUUCACUCACUCAGUCAGUCACUCACUCACUCACUCGUUUGCUCACUAACUCAACUCUCUUUCUUUCUCCCGUACCAUCACGAUCUCUCACACCACUUACCAUCAUCCUCUCUCUUCCUCCUUUCACGAAUCCGGAGGGGUGCGUGCGUUCGAAAGUCGAAAAGCCAGAGAGAAGGAAAGAGAGUGACACAUUCUGAGCGUGAACACGCGCCACUACGGAUUUAAGGAAGAAAAGAAGAAAUCGGUAGCAAACUUCAAGAGCUCCAACUACUAAUCAGGACACGGGAUUUCCUUCUGUGGGGAAAAAGAAAAAUACAAAAAGAAAAGAAAAAUCAUCUCUUCUUCUCAUAUCGAUUGGAACAGAUUUCCUGAAUCAUUUCGACGAACGGAAUAAUUGUUGGUAGAUAUCGUGAUCGGAAGUCGUUGGGAUUCUAUAAGGAAAAGAAAAAGAAACAAUUGAAGAGUACCGUGAAUAUAGUUAGUCGUGCCGACUGAACGAAACGAACGAACGAAUGCCGAUCUAACUAAAAAGUCGGUUUUCUUGUCAGGAACGUCGUUGUCGUCGUCGUGUACGAGAAGGCACGCAGCAGACGAGAUCGGGCGCACGUGCGUUCUAAAUGCAUUAAUCGCACUAUGGCGACUGCGACGAUGGGUCUUCGCCGUAGGGUACCGGUUAACAAUUCGCCAACGCCUUCUGGUCAUUCUUCCACGAACGUUUCUGCCUCUAGCAAACGUUCCAGAUCGGAGAAUAACAAUAGUCCAUCUCAGGGGAACUUAAAUUCGGUGAAUGGUUCUAGAGAGGAGCCACCGACAAAGAAGUCACGUGGUACGACCACCAGCGGUGGCAAAAGCAAUGCUUCCUCGAGCUCAUCGUCAGCCUCCAAUAAUUCCGGAUUAGUUUCCCUGACGGAGACUAAUUCGUCGAGCAAGAGUCGUGGGAGUUCCAUUUCCAGAUCGAGCAAUCAAACGAAGUCAUCAUCAUCGACGUCAUCAUCAUCAUCGUCAUCAUCUGGUAAUAAUAAUUCGAACGUUGUCAAUGGCGAUCAUCCUUCGAACGUUCCAGCGAGCAAUUGGUCAACAGCCACUUCAAACAUGUCGGACGUGUCGACUUACGCUGCAGUCACGGGAUUAGCUAUGACGAACGGGCAAGGUAGCGGACUCUGUGCCACCAACCUUGGCAUGACGACAUCGAUACCACCAUACAUGUCUACGUCAAUGGCAACCUUCGUUGGGAACGCGACGAAUCUCGGUAAGAGUUCGUCGGUGUCUUAUCUCGAUAUAUCCAACAUGACCAGCGGUUCCUUGGGCUCUUCGAACGCCACGAACUCUCUGGCCUCUGGUUACGGCACCAAUAAAACCACCGGCACGAAUCUUGAUUCGAAUUCCACCGGUGUAAAGACGAUGGCAUUUCCAGGUAUCCCGUCGGCGAACGUGAAUGCGAAUGGUUACGGUUCGGCACAGCAAAAGGGGCAAAACCAGACGGAUAGCGUGGCACUACCGAAGAAGUUUCAGAAUGAUGGCAUGUUCAAUGCCUAUCAGCCCUGGGUGAUAAAGACUUACGGUGACUUGGCAAAGACGAAAACAAUCACGAUCAAAAAGUAUGCGCGUAUUUUGCGAACUCUGCGAGGGGAGGAAGUGAACAGUGCAGAGAACAGUAAGUUUAGGUUUUGGGUAAAGAGCAAGGGCUUCCACAUCGGUCAACCGGAAGGUUACGACGCUAAACCAGCGGAUAGAAUCGUUGGCCGUCAUGCGGUUACCAAUCCCGGAUUGGAUCCUCCUCUUUACGUGCCUACACAGUUGCCACAUAAUAAGGCAUUGAACGGUGCAGAGGGUACGGUUCCACCAGGAAGAAUUUACAAAAAGGUCGCCAUAGUGGAGAAUUUCUUCGAUAUUAUUCAUGCCGUCCACGUUGACCUUGAGGGUCGUCCUGGGAAGCAUGCCGGUCAAAAGCGCACCUAUCGGACGAUCACAGAGACUUACGCCUUUCUACCAAGAGAAGCAGUUACGCGAUUUCUUUUAGGAUGUACCGAAUGUCAAAGACGACCAAGAACACCCAGUCCUACCAAUCUAUCCAAUCAGUCAACACAUCAAGUUGCACUUUCGUCAACGAUAACGUCUACUACGUCGUCAGGAUCAACGACUACGACAACGUCGUCAACGUCAACAAGAUUGAGUCCUACUACUACCACUACUACUACUACCACUGGUUUAUCAACGUCACAAAGUAACAAUGUUAAUAAUAAUAACAAAUCGAGAGAUACCACGGAAAGUAAAAAUCUUUACAAUUAUAGACAUCAAAAACAUUUGAAAAAUAAUAAUAACAAUAACGUUGUCGUCAUUGCAAAUAAUGUUACGGAGACGAAAAAUGAUAAAGACAAAGAUGAGAAAUAUAAUCCAUUGAGUAUAACCAAUUUAUUGAAAAAAGAACCAACGAAUAAUGGUGGUUUCUUAUCGAGUACGGAAAUUCUACCAGAAUCUCGAAGAACUCCAGAAUCUGAUCGGGCGAGUUCAAGGAGUUCGGCUUCGUCUAAAAGGAAGAGGAUGCUGCCGGAGGGUCGGACUCCAUCUCCGCAGCCGAGUCAACCGUUGCCAAGGCCUUGGAGCCCGGGAUUGGAUCCCAAGAACACGCCCAUCGACUACAGUCUUCCCAUUACUACCUCGUACUUAAAACAUCAGCAAAGGAUGGCUGAGAAGAAUAAAGCAUUAAAGGAAGCUGAGGAAGAACAACAACAACAACAACAACAGCAACAACAGCAACAACAGAAAAUUACUGCAAUGGAAAUUGACACAGAUAACGUUGAAGGUGAAAGAUUUUCACCUGCAGCUGGUUUAAUAGACACAAAUCUCAAUUUAUUAGCAACCAUUCAAGAUUUACAUUUCCAAGUGAUGUUAGCGUUAAAUGAAAGGCUCAGACCGUCAAUCGCAAUGCCGAAUCCUCUCGUAUUACCAUCAGCUCACAUCAUAUCCGGUCCCAUGAUCACAGGUUCCGAGGUGUCCGUGCAAACUGGAGAACAUCACUUGUGAACUCCUAUUUUCUAGCAUAUCGAUCGGUGCUUUGAUCUCGAUAUAAACCUUUCUAAAUUCAAAAGGACAUAUCUCACAAUUUCUCGUCCUUAAAACUCACCUAUUUAAUACCUUAAUUAGUAUUCCAUCCAUUUUUCAAACCUAACAUUAUUCAAAUUCUUAUCAAUAGACAAAUCCUUGAAGUUUCUCGUUUUUUUUUUUUUUGAGAAAUAUAUUAAAACUAUGACGUCCGGUGGCUCCACUUUGGUGCCAUUCGAAAAUUAUAGAUAUAAUUAUAUUAUAUAUAUAUAUAGGACGGCAUAGUGUUAAAAUAGAUGAAUUUAUUAUAUUUGCAAUUUAAUCCUUUUUUGGGUCCUUAAUUGAACUUUAACAAAUUAGAAUAAAUAAGUUCGUGUGAAUUAUUGUAACAUUUGUGAGAAACAUUUAUCAUUCGAUAACGUGAAAGGUGUUUUUUUUUUGUUCACGUCUCUAUCAAAUCGAAUUAGAAUCGAUUGAUUUCGAUAUAUAGAAAUCGAUAGGACGAAUAGAAUAAUUUCGUGAGUUAUCUCGAAAUGGCUAAAGGGGAUGGGAGGGUGAGUUGUACGACUGAGAAUUCUCAUCCUCAUCCCUCAUCUCUCGUUGUCGUUGUCGUUGUCGUCGUUGUCAGUCACAACCACCGACAAAAUUGUGGUAACGGUGUGAUGGGUUUCUUGAUAUCCUAUUGGAUAUCAGUUGCUCCUAAAAUAGACACAAUUGUUUUAGAAUAAGAGUCGAUGUCUCUCGAAACGCGAGGUCAUACGACCAACGAACGCGAAAUCUCCCGAAUGAAUAUUCCAAUCUCUCACAUCCGUGUAUUUAAACUAAUCCUCGUCUCUGUUAAAUAAUUUUUAUUCUUUUUAUUAUUAUUAUUAUUAUAAUAAUAAUUAUUAUU
Molecule: messenger RNA, 5147 nt
Organism: Polistes dominula (European paper wasp)
Lineage: Eukaryota; Metazoa; Arthropoda; Insecta; Hymenoptera; Vespidae
Source: RefSeq, a predicted model, not a curated record